Molecule: messenger RNA, 1489 nt
Organism: Papaver somniferum (opium poppy)
Lineage: Eukaryota; Viridiplantae; Streptophyta; Magnoliopsida; Ranunculales; Papaveraceae
Product: peroxidase 40-like
Exons: 4
Coding region: 323-1351 (342 amino acids)
Biological process (GO): response to oxidative stress; hydrogen peroxide catabolic process
Molecular function (GO): peroxidase activity; heme binding
Source: RefSeq, a predicted model, not a curated record
UUUAAAAAUGUGUCAAAUGGUGGAAAAAUAAAUUAAAACUCUUCGAUGGUGAAGAUAUCUCAACAUUGCUAAUAAUUCCAAUAUAUUUUUGGUUUUAUGGACCAUCCCAUAUGCAGUCUUCUGCAUGAAGAACGCAUGAAGAAUCAUCACAUGGGAAUCAGUAUGACCAAAUCAUUGUUAUAUGUCAUCAUCACUAGCUCUCCUUGACUGCUUCAAGACCUUGACUACGUCUCUUCUAACCACUCCCUUUGCCACUAUAAAUUACUAACCAGAGUGCAGCAGGCAAGAACCACUCUCAGUAUUUCCAAGACUAGCUAGCUUAAUGACAGUGUUAAAUAAUCUCCUUGUUCUGCUUUGUGUUUUUCUCUCAUUUGCUUCCAUUUCUAAUAACAACUUCUUCACUCAAGCUUGUUUUAGUACUAAUCAUGGUGAUGCUGCUCUCCAAAUCGGUGCUUACUACCAUACUUGCCCUGAUGUUGAACGUAUCAUUUACUCAAAGGUUGAGGAAGCUGUGAUGAACGAACCACGAAUGGCUGCUUCGCUUCUUCGUCUCCAUUUCCAUGAUUGUUUUGUUAAUGGUUGCGAUGCUUCUGUGUUGUUAGAUGAUACAAGUACGUUUGUUGGAGAAAAGACUGCACUACCCAACUUGAAUUCUCUGAGAGGGUUUGAUGUGGUUGAUGCAAUAAAAUCUGAACUUGAAUCUGUGUGCCCGGAGACUGUUUCAUGCGCUGACAUUCUCGCCACUGCUGCACGAGACUCCGUUGUUCUGUCUGGUGGACCGGGAUGGGAUGUUCUGAUGGGUAGAAAGGACAGCUUGAGUGCUAGCAAAACAGAUGCAAAUAACAACAUUCCAGCUCCAAAUUCAGAUCUGAACACCCUCAUCACCAAAUUCCAGAAUGUUGGCCUUGACUACACUGACAUGGUUGCUCUGUCAGGUGCACACACCAUCGGUCAAGCUAGGUGCUCGUCAUUCAGCUCUUCUCUUCAGGGUCGUAGCAGCAGUAGCUCUGAUGGACCAGCCCUCGACCUACAAUUUGUAGCAUCAUUGAAGCAGCUUUGCUCCAACGCUGAAAGCAACAACAGUGCAACUCUAACAGCUCUGGACCUGGCAACGCCAGAAACAUUUGAUAAUCAGUACUUCAUAAACCUUGUCUCCGGUGAGGCACUUCUGCCUUCUGAUCAAGUGCUCGCUGCUGGGAAUAGUCCAACUCUCGAGAUAGUGGAGUCAUAUGCAAUCGACCCACUGGCUUUCUUUGAGGACUUCAAACAGUCUAUGUUAAGGAUGGGAAGCUUGAGUCCACUUACCGGCGCAAAUGGCCAGAUCCGUCCGAACUGUAGGGUCACCAACUAAUAGGCUGUUAUGAUUAAGAAUACCAUUUUAUUGUUGCUAGUUCAUGAUGGUGUAAGUUUGAAUCGGUUGUGUUAACAACCGUUAUCAGCAUUAUUAUUAUCUAUUAAUGGACAAUGGUUAUCUUGUUAGUUUGCUCAA